CCGAAACGGCAAUAGAAACAUUUCUGGACUCAAAUAUGAAGCAAUUCCUGCUGCUGCUGGCACUGGUCGGUGCUCUGGCCCUGGCCCUGGUCCAUGGACAUCCGCUGGAGGAGCAGCGCCUUACACUGGAGGGCGCCGAUGCCCAGCCCGUGAACGAUGAGGGAGCCGGCUUUAGGGCAGCACGUCACUUUGGUGGAGGCUUUGGCGGAUUUGGUGGCCGAAGAGGUGGUGGCUGCUGCGGCGGAGGAGGCGGUGGAUUCCGCAGAGGUGGCGGUGGUGGUGGCUAUGGCGGCGGCGGCGGCGGUGCAUCUGCUUCGGCAUCAGCCUCCGCCUCUGCCUCUGCCUCCAGCUAUGGCUAAUAUUGACAUAAACGUUUUGAAAUAUGCCAAAAAUAGAUGAAAGUCGAA
This is a messenger RNA of Drosophila obscura, 407 nucleotides long. RefSeq names its product glycine-rich protein DOT1. Bases 36 to 359 code for a protein of 107 amino acids. The transcript has a single exon. The record is from RefSeq and is a predicted model, not a curated record. NCBI's taxonomy places the organism in Eukaryota, Metazoa, Arthropoda, Insecta, Diptera, Drosophilidae.